CAACCAUUUUGUAUCCCGAUUCCAAAAUUUGAUUUUGAUUAAGAUAUCAACAAAUCCACCAUAAAUUUGCUUCACUGCUGAGUCCUCGUGCAAGCCACCUCUCUCUCUCUCUCGCCUCUGCAUUUAUUUUCUCUCUAUCUCUCACUACUCUUUCGCACACAAGCGUGUGUUCCUCCAUGUGUGUAUCAGCUGCGUCUAUGUGUUCGUCUGUCACAAUUGUAUAGCGGAUGUUCAGGUUGAUAUGUCCUGAAUCUUAAACAAAGAUCCGAAUCUCGAGUAUUUUCGCAAUUUUCCGAACCGAAUCCAAGGAAUAUUCGUUUGUUGAUGCUCAUCUAAAUCUCGCUGCUUCCGGUUCCGGCUGCCGACGAAUUCCUCCGGUGUCUUGUUCUUCAUUAUUGCCGCCUGGAACUCUCAGAUUUGAUUGAAGCAUUUUUUGAAGAUCUCCAACUUGGCUGUUACAUCAAGGAUAUGGAGGUGCAUUGAAUAUCCUUUUUCCCAAUAAAGUAAAAGGACAACAAAAGAAUGUAUGUAUAUAAAUACAUGUAUGUUUACUUGGGCAUAUUCAUUUAUAUAGUUGGUGGUGAAACUGAGAAUUUGUAGGGAUUGGGCAUCGGGGUCUGUUGCUAGUUUGAUUCUGCUUCAAAUUGAGAAGAAGUCUGUAGGGAGUCUUUCAGGGUCACUGUUGUGAUACAUUUGUGAAGAUUUUCCAGAAACAGAUAUGGUUGCAUUCGGGAAAAAGUUGAAGGAGAGGCAAAUUCAAGAAUGGGAAGGAUAUUACAUCAACUACAAAUUAAUGAAGAAAAAGGUAAAGCAGUACACAAAUCAAAUUGAAGCUGGAGCACUGGAACGGCGACAUGUUCUCAAGGAUUUCUCCAGAAUGUUGGAUAAUCAGAUAGAAAAAAUUGUUCUUUUUAUGCUGGAACAACAAGGCCUACUCGCAAGCAGGAUUGCCCAACUGAAUGAACAACAAGAGACUCUUCAAGAACAACCUGACAUAUCGAAAAUAUCUGAGCUACGCGAAGCUUACAGGGCAGUUGGGCAGGACCUUUUAAAGCUUCUCUUUUUUGUUGAAAUGAAUGCCAUUGGUCUGAGGAAGAUCCUUAAGAAGUUUGAUAAGCGUUUUGGGUACAAAUUCACAGAUUACUAUGUCAAAACUCGCGCUAAUCAUCCUUACUCCCAGCUUCAGCAAGUAUUCAAGCAUGUGGGUUUGGGUGCUGUUGUUGGAGCUAUAUCUCGUAAUCUUGCUGAUCUUCAGGACCGCCAGGGGAGCUACUUAUCAAUCUAUGAUCAGCCUGCACUCCCACUCCAGGAGCCUGUUGUUGACUCACUUAAAUCAGCUGUUGAUAGAUUAACCCAUUCAACAAAUUUCCUUGAGUUUUUGGGCCAACAUGCACUUAUCAUGCAUGAUGAGUUACCGUCUGCGGUAGAUGAACAUAUUGAAGAUCAGAGAUACCAUUUCAUGUCUCUUCUUCUGAACUUGGCAAACACCUUUCUUUAUAUGGUCAACACAUAUAUUAUUGUUCCCACAGCAGAUGACUACUCUACGAGCCUUGGUGCAGCUCCAACAGUCUGUGGUAUCGUAAUUGGGGCAAUGGCAGUUGCACAGAUAUUUUCUUCUGUGUAUUUCAGUGCUUGGUCUAACAAGUCAUACUUCAGACCGUUGGUCUUUAGCAGCAUAGUUCUCCUCAUUGGAAACGCUAUGUAUGCAUUGGCUUAUGAUGCCAAUUCAUUGACGAUACUUUUGCUUGGUCGUGUAUUUUGCGGUUUGGGUUCUGCAAGAGCUGUUAAUCGGCGUUACAUUAGUGACUGUGUGCCACUUAAAAUCCGGAUGCAGGCUUCUGCAGGUUUUGUUAGUGCCAGUGCUUUGGGAAUGGCAUGUGGCCCUGCAUUUGCAGGGCUACUUCAAACUAAUUUCAAGAUCUUCAAUAUCACAUUUAAUCAAGUCACUCUACCUGGUUGGGUAAUGACUAUCGCGUGGCUGUGCUAUUUAGUAUGGUUGUCGAUCUCAUUCAGAGAACCUGCUCGUGAGACUGAAGAUGAUGCCCCAGAGCAAUCUAGUGCUGCACAAAAUGAUAAGCUAGAGAAGGGACUUGCACAACCAUUACUUACGUCAGCAGAACAUGAACAAGAUGACGGGGAUCAAGAAUGUGAUGCGAGUGAAGAGGCUCCAGAAGAAUCUCGUCGACCAGCCAACUCACUAGGAGCAGCCUAUAGGUUACUCACACCAUCUGUAAAGGUUCAAUUGUUGAUAUACUUCAUGCUCAAAUAUGCAAUGGAGAUCCUACUUUCAGAAUCUAGUGUAAUCUCAUCGUACUACUUUGGUUGGACUACUGGCACAGUGUCUAUCUUUCUUGCCUGCCUUGGUCUUACAGUUCUUCCAAUAAACAUUGUUGUUGGAAAUUACAUAAGCAAUAUGUACGAGGACAGGCAAAUAUUACUGACAUCUGAAAUUGUGGUCUUCCUGGGUAUACUUUUUAGUUUCCAGUUUAUCGUCCCAUAUUCAGUGCCACAAUAUGUCUGUUCAGGGCUCAUCAUGUUUGUAGCUGCUGAAGUAUUGGAAGGUGUCAAUUUGUCGCUACUCUCCAGAGUAAUGUCGUCCAGGCUUUCUCGUGGGACAUACAAUGGUGGCCUUCUAUCGACAGAAGCUGGGACGCUUGCUCGAGUGAUUGCAGAUGCAACAAUCACCAUAGGUGGUUAUUUCGGGCAGAGUAACCUUUUAAAUCUCACCCUCAUUCCCUCUCUGGUGAUUUGCAUAGGUUCCAUUGUAGCCACAUGUUGUACCUACAAUUCUCUUUACUAAGCUUAUUUUGUGUAUCGUGACCACGCCUUACUAGUUCAUUCAUAUUCUUUAUUGGUUAUGGUAUAAAUCCAAAAUUUUGGAUAUUUGAUUGCUUGAGUGAAUGCUGUAAAUUAUGAGAGAAAUGCUUCAUUUUCCUUGCAAUGUGAAUAUCUUAUCUCAUCUA
Messenger RNA from Salvia miltiorrhiza (redroot sage), 2963 nucleotides. RefSeq names its product SPX domain-containing membrane protein At4g22990-like. Gene Ontology annotation, molecular function: transmembrane transporter activity. NCBI's taxonomy places the organism in Eukaryota, Viridiplantae, Streptophyta, Magnoliopsida, Lamiales, Lamiaceae. Bases 719 to 2800 code for a protein of 693 amino acids. The record is from RefSeq and is a predicted model, not a curated record. Gene Ontology annotation, biological process: transmembrane phosphate ion transport from cytosol to vacuole. Gene Ontology annotation, cellular component: plant-type vacuole membrane. The transcript is spliced from 13 exons.